Cylicocyclus nassatus is the source of this 3883-nucleotide messenger RNA. The record is from the annotation of a GenBank genome assembly. NCBI's taxonomy places the organism in Eukaryota, Metazoa, Nematoda, Chromadorea, Rhabditida, Strongylidae.
UUUUAAGGUAGUGCAAGAUGGGAUUGUUUAAGAAAAAAGAAGAAAAGGAGAAGCCAUCUAUUUCAACAGAAAGCAGUAAGGGAUCAGAGGAAGAGAAAGAGGAGGCACCGAAGGCGUCGAUAGUUCAAUUGUUUCGUUAUGCAUCGGGUUUCGACAAAUUGCUUUUGCUUCUCGGUUGUCUUGUUAGCAUUGCGACGGGUGUUGGCAUGCCCUUGAUGUCAAUUAUUAUGGGUAAUGUUUCCCAAAACUUUAUGGACGUUACUGGUAACUACACUGAUCCCAAUAUAAUACACCAAUUUGAGCAUGAUGUCAUUCAAAAUUGUCUCAAAUAUGUCUACUUGGGUUGCGGUAUAUUCGCAGCGGCAACGAUACAGGCAAUGUGUUUCUUGACCGUAUGCGAAAAUCUAGUAAACCAAUUGCGAAGAGAAUUUUUCAAAGCGAUUCUCCGGCAAGAUAUCACUUGGUAUGACAAAAAUAACUCCGGAAAUCUGGCAACGAAACUUUUCGACAACCUCGAGAGGGUGAAAGAAGGCACAGGAGACAAACUCGGUCUGAUGAUUCAGUUCGUUGCACAAUUUUUUGGUGGAUUUAUCGUUGCGUUUACAUAUGAUUGGAAGUUAACACUCAUCAUGAUGUCGCUUUCGCCAUUUAUGAUCGUUUGUGGAGCUUUCAUCGCUAAGUUAAUGGCAUCAGCUGCUACGGAAGAAGCGAAGAAAUACGCAGUUGCUGGAGGAAUCGCUGAAGAAGUGCUGACCUCAAUGAGGACGGUCAUUGCUUUCAAUGGACAACCGUACGAAUGCGAAAGGUACGACGUCGCUCUGGCGGCUGGUAGAUCAACCGGCAUAAAGAAGUCAUUGUACAUCGGGCUGGGUCUUGCUCUAACCUUUACUAUCAUGUUCUCAUCAUAUUGUCUGGCCUUCUGGGUUGGAACCGAUUUUGUGUACCAUGGCACGAUGAAAGGAGGAACGGUCAUGACGGUGUUCUUCUCCGUUAUGAUGGGUUCCAUGGCCCUCGGCCAAGCUGGGCCGCAGUUCGCUGUUCUCGGUACUGCUAUGGGAGCUGCCGGAUCUUUAUACCAGAUCAUCGAUAGGGAGCCAGAGAUUGACGCCUAUUCAACGGCUGGCAUGAAGCCAUCAAAACUCAGAGGGAGAAUUUCCGUCUCGAGUGUAAAGUUCAGUUACCCAACUAGGCCUGACAUACCUAUCCUCAAGGGCAUUUCGUUCGAAGCAAAUCCUGGCGAAACGAUUGCUCUAGUCGGCUCCAGUGGUUGUGGCAAAAGUACAAUAAUACAGUUGCUGCUCCGAUAUUACGAUCCAGCUGGAGGAAAGAUUUCUAUAGAUGGCAUUGAGAUCGAUAAAAUCAAUAUUGAGUUCCUCAGAAAUUACAUAGCUGUAGUAUCGCAAGAGCCUGUUCUUUUCAAUACAACCAUCGAGCAGAAUAUUCGCUACGGACGAGAAGACAUCACAGAAGCUGAAAUUAUAGCAGCUCUUCGCAAAGCGAACGCUUACAACUUUGUGCAGAGCUUCCCCGAUGGAAUCAAAACGAAUGUAGGAGAUCGCGGUACACAAAUGUCUGGUGGACAAAAGCAACGCAUUGCUAUAGCUCGUGCACUUGUCCGAGAUCCAAAAAUUCUUCUUCUGGAUGAAGCCACCAGCGCUUUGGAUGCUGAGAGUGAACAUGUUGUGCAGCAAGCCUUGGAGAAUGCCUCUCAAGGUCGCACCACCAUUGUAAUUGCUCAUCGACUUUCCACCAUCCGUAAUGCUGACAGGAUCAUAGCCAUGAAGGAUGGAGAAGUUAUCGAAGUUGGCACUCAUGACGAACUUAUUGCUCGUAAAGGCCUCUAUCAUGAACUUGUAAAUGCUCAAGUCUUUGCUGAUGUGGAUGAUGAUAUGGCAAAAGGAGUAGGAAAGAGAAAAUCUAUUUCAUCACGACGAUCGAGCACAUCGUCUACCGGUCAUCCUGAAUUGAGGCGCCUGAAGUCCCAGCUAUCUCAUGAAGUUGAAAAAAUUGAACAAAGCGAUCCCAAGAAAGCAGAGAAAGAUUUGGAAAGGUUGAAAAAAGAACUCGAAGAGGAAGGAGCAGUGAAGGCUAAUCUCUUCAAAAUCCUCCACUAUGCUCGUCCCGAAUGGGCUUUUCUUUUUUUCGCUGUGUUUUCUGCGAUAAUUCAAGGCUGCGUUUUUCCAGCAUUUUCACUUUUCUUCACGGAAAUUAUUGAAGUCUUCGCCAGACCACCUGGCGAUCCAGAUCUUCAAUCGAGGGGUCAUUUUUGGGCAUUAAUGUUCCUUGUUUUGGGUGGAGUGGAAGCAGUUUGUAUGAUUACGCAGUGUUUCUUUUUUGGAUUAUCAGCUGAAAGACUGACAAUGCGUUUGCGAUCCAAAGUAUUCCAUAAUGUGAUGCGAAUGGAUGCUACCUAUUUUGACAUGCCUCGCCAUUCGCCUGGAAAAAUCACCACCCGUCUUGCUACUGACGCUCCAAAUGUAAAAUCUGCAAUCGACUAUCGUUUCGGAUCUGUUUUCAACUCAUUCGUGUCCGUAUGUUGUGGUAUCGGUAUCGCAUUCUACUUCGGAUGGCAGAUGGCUCUUUUGACUAUUGCGAUAUUCCCACUUUCUGGUGUUGGGCACGCUGUCCAAAUGAGAUUCAUGUCUGGACGAGCUGGAGGUGAUGCGAAAGAAAUGGAGAAUAGUGGAAAAAUUGCGAUGGAAGCCAUCGAAAAUAUCAGAACUGUGCAAGCUCUGACAUUAGAACAUCGCUUGCAUUAUCAGUUUUGUCGCCACUUGGAUGGACCCCAUAAGACGAAUAGACGAAGAGCAGUAAUGCAGGGUGCUUCAUACGGUUUCGCUAGCAGUGUAUUCUAUUUCUUGUAUGCAGCAUCUUUCCGGUUUGGUCUGUGGCUCAUUCUCAGAGGCGAUAUGCAGCCAAUGAAUGUUCUAAGGGUACUCUUCGCCAUUUCGUUCACCGCUGGAAGCUUAGGAUUUGCCAGUGCCUACUUCCCUGAAUACGUUAAAGCAACAUUUGCCGCUGGUCUCAUCUUCAAUAUGCUGAAAGAUGAGCCGCGAAUUGAUGGAAUGACUGAUAAGGGCAAGAAACCAAAACUUACUGGAUCGAUCAUGCUCAACAAUGUCUACUUCAAUUACCCAGAAAGGCCAAAUGUACCCAUUCUUCAAGGACUUGACGUUUCUGUACAACCUGGAGAAACCCUUGCUUUGGUUGGUCCAAGCGGUUGCGGAAAAUCUACAGUUGUAUCUCUUUUAGAACGAUUGUAUGACCCACUAGAUGGAGUUGUGGCUGUGGACAGUAAUGACCUCCGUGAAAUGAAUCCGACCCACCUGCGCUCUCACAUCGCGCUGGUGUCACAGGAGCCAGUCCUGUUUGAUACUUCCAUUAAAGACAAUAUCGUGUACGGUCUUCCUGCUAACUCAGUAACGGAGGAUAUGAUUAUGGAAGUGGCUCAGAGAGCUAACAUUCACAAAUUCAUCAGUGAGCUGCCGGAUGGCUUUAACACGAGGGUCGGUGAGAAAGGUACUCAGCUUUCUGGAGGACAAAAGCAAAGAAUUGCCAUUGCUCGUGCGCUCAUCAGAAAUCCAAAAAUUCUCUUGCUUGAUGAGGCCACAAGCGCUUUGGAUACGGAAAGUGAAAAGCUCGUCCAAGAAGCUUUGGACAAGGCCUCCAAGGGAAGAACCUGCAUCGUAGUGGCUCAUCGACUAUCUACGGUCGUUAAUUGCAAUUGUAUAAUGGUCGUGAAGUCUGGAAAGAUUGUCGAGAAAGGUACCCACAACGAACUUAUGCAAGCUAAAGGAGCUUAUUGGGCUCUCACGCAAAAACAGAAUAUUCACACCAACUGAUAGAUCUUUUUGUUGUUGUCUGUCUUGUCCUUGUUUCUUAG